Condylostylus longicornis is the source of this 2073-nucleotide messenger RNA. It is a transcript of the gene ifc, whose product is annotated as sphingolipid delta(4)-desaturase DES1. Bases 434 to 1399 code for a protein of 321 amino acids. NCBI's taxonomy places the organism in Eukaryota, Metazoa, Arthropoda, Insecta, Diptera, Dolichopodidae. Gene Ontology annotation, molecular function: sphingolipid delta-4 desaturase activity. The transcript has 3 exons. The record is from RefSeq and is a predicted model, not a curated record. Gene Ontology annotation, cellular component: membrane. Gene Ontology annotation, biological process: ceramide biosynthetic process.
UUUCAAGUAGAGUUGUUUUUAUUUUUUUUUCUUUGAUUUUUUUUUCGUGGAAAAAUAAUUUAAAAAUCAAAUCAUAAUCAUAAAAACACUCAUAUAAAUCCCAAUUAAAAAGGUAGACAAAUUUAUUUUAUUUAUUAACUUGCAUUAUGAUUGUGGAGUACAACAACAAGACAAGAAAAUAAGGAAGAAUAUUGGUUGUGAAAUUUGCAUGUAUGUAUGUAUGCAUGUGGGCAUAAAUGAUUUUCAUAUAUAGAACUAAGCGGGUACUUAAACUGGAAUUCAUUAGCUCAUCACGAGAAAUAGAUUAGCGAACGAAUAAGUCAUAGUGAAACUUGACAAUUUUUUUUUUAGUUUUAGAAAUAGUGAAAUUGAAAAUUUUAUAAAGAAUUUUUAUAAUUUUAUGAGUUAAAAAUAUUAAAAGAAAAAUAAAAAAAUGGGACAAAAAGUUUCUAGAACUGAUUUUGAAUGGACAUAUACAGAAGAACCACAUGCUACUAGAAGGAAAAUUAUAUUGGAAAAAUAUCCUCAAAUAAAAAAAUUAUUUGGUUAUGAUCCAUGGUUUAAAUGGGUUGCUGGUUCAAUGGUUAUGGUACAAAUUUUAAUGUUAUUUGUAAUGAAAGAUCAAUCAUGGCCAAUUAUAUUUCUUGUUGCAUACUUCUUUGGUGGCAUAAUUAAUCAUUCAUUAAUGUUAGCCUGUCAUGAAAUAGCACAUAAUUUAGCAUUUGGUCACAGUAGACCAAUGCAUAAUCGUUUAUUUGGUUUCUUUUGUAAUUUACCAAUUGGCGUACCAAUGUCAGUGUCAUUUAGAAAAUAUCAUUUAGAACAUCAUAGAUAUCAAGGGGACGAUGUUAUAGAUACAGAUAUUCCAACUUAUCUUGAAGCAAAAUUAUUUUGUACAAGUUUCGGUAAAUUUAUAUGGGUUAUAUUGCAACCAUUAUUUUAUAUAUUUAGACCAUUGGUAAUAAAUCCAAAACCACCAACACAAUUAGAAAUAAUAAAUGGCGUUAUACAAAUAAUUUUUGAUGCUAUAGUUAUAUACUUUUUUGGAUGGAAAGUUUUAGCCUAUUUGGUUCUCGGAUCAUUAUUGGCAAUGGGUUUACAUCCGGUUGCUGGUCAUUUCAUAUCGGAACAUUAUAUGUUUGCAAAAGGUUUCGAAACAUAUUCAUAUUAUGGACCACUUAAUUGGAUUACAUUUAAUGUCGGUUAUCAUAAUGAACAUCAUGAUUUUCCUGCUGUACCUGGUAGUCGUUUACCAGAUGUUAAAAAAAUUGCACCAGAAUUUUAUGACACAAUGCCACAGCAUACAAGCUGGACUCGUGUACUUUAUGAUUUUAUAAUGGAUCCUGCUGUCGGCCCAUAUGCUAGAGUUAAAAGGAAGCAACGUGGUCUUGCAUCGUAAAUAAGUAUGUAUAUUAUUAUACUUCAUUCAUUGUAGUUUUUUUUUUAUAAACUCUAGUUAUGGAAAAUAAUAAACUAAAACUAGAUAUUACAUACUGAAAAUAAAUAGCAAACAGAACCAAACUAUUAUAAUUACAUGUAAUAAAAUAAAAAUUCAAAUAGACUGUAAUAAAAAUUAUGAUGUACAACAAAAAAAAAAAAAAAAAUUUAAAAAAGUUAAUUCAAAAAAGAAGUUUUUUUUAUAUUGAAAUUUGAAUUGAUUUCAUUAUUUUUUUUUUCGUUUUGUUUUUUACGAUGCUAAAAAAUUUUGUAUUAAAUUUUUUUAAUAUAAAAUUAUAAUAAUGAUUAGUAGUGAUAUUAGAAAUUUCCAAAAAAAAAAAAAAUAGAAAAUAACUAAAUAAGAAAACAGAAGAAAAAGAGGCUUCUUUUUUGAAAACCCACUGAUAUAAUAAAAUAGUGUAUACAUGUUCAAUAUUAGAUGGUAACUAUUAAAUUAAUUCUAUAUUUUAAAUGGUACAGUUCCAAUUUUGAAAAAUUUAGUAAAUUAAAAUAAAUGAAAAUAGUAGAAUAAAAAAAAAAAAAUAAUAAUAAAAACAUUCAUUAAAGCAAUUAGCUUAGAAAAGCAAAUUUAGAUUUAAUUAAAAUUUUCUUUUUUAAUUUCAUUUGUCACAGAUU